CGGUGCCUAAUCGCCAGCACUGACAUUUUCGAGAGUUUUGAUAUUCCAGGAGUAGAUUCGUCAUGUAUUCGACGGGGAAGUGUUCAUUUAACUGGUGUCACCGCUGAAUUUCGUAAUAAAUUGAUCAUAGAGUAGUCAUCGUAGAAAAUAGCCCAGUUACCGCACUCCAACAAUUAGGCACCGCAAUGUUUAUCAACACGAAAAGCUGUUUCCUCCUGUGGAUGUUUAUUUGGGGAUUAGCGAUGGGACAUUCUGAUAAUACUCUGGAGGCUUCUGAUACGACGAAUAAACAGGACUACGUGGAUCCACACUCCUUUUAUUACAACAGACAUGAACAAAAAGAAGUGCGACGAGAAAUUACGUCUGUCCAACAACAAUCGCAGUCAUCAACUUGUAAACAGACGUUCAAUGAUAGCAACGGUGGAAAGUUGAAAGACCUUCCUGAUGAAUUGUUCUCACGAAGAUUAAUCAAUAAACUAUUGUCAAUCGUCACUUUCGAGGAAGACGAUGGCCUUUUGAGCGGUAACAUCGUUAUGGAACUGACGAGGGCUGAGUUAUCAAGACUGAAAAAUUUCGGUGUUGGUAAAACCACUGUGCGAGAAGUAGAUGCCAUGAUUUCUAAUGUUUUUCGUGCACCAAAGACCACUGUUUUUAUGGAUAUUUAUUCAAUACUGCACGGUUUUUCGUUAAGAACUCAUGGAGUGUAUUAUUCGUACAUCUGGCCAUAUAGGGAAUUGAUUUUAGCAGUUGUCGCGCUGGUGCAGAUUACGUGGCUUCUAGUGAGAACGAAAUGGACGUAUUUGAAGAUGUUUUUGCUAUUUUUAACAGUAACCUUUAUUGCUAGUUUCAUCAUCACAUACUUCAAGCUUCUAAAGGACGCAGAAAUAAAAUUGACAGCCAAACAGUUUCGUUUCAGCGAGAUGCCAACCCACUGUCAACCCCAUAAAAUGUCUUGGUAUCAGAAACUCUUCUCAUUUUUCUCUUCUGAUGACCACUGUAUCCAAUAUUAUGAAGCAAUGAUGGAAGAUCACAGAUUCCACGUCACUCCAGCACAAGUAUUAUCGCGAGUAAUGGGUACACUUAUUCUUGAGCCAGCUGGAUUAAUUGGAGGAGCUCUGGCCGAUUUCGUUCAUCAUUCCACACGUCACAUGCCAUCCCUAGUUCAGUGGCUUGUCGAGGCGCUGCUCAUCAUUGCCAUAAUUGCAGCUGUUAUAAUAGGAAUAGUGUUUGUUUUGAGUACAUCCAUGAAAUCCUUAGCACUGAGUCCAUUUUCAGCUAUAUGGAAUUCGAGAACAGGGCACUAUCACGAAACUCCAACCGGACAUAUUACCAGUAAGGGAAUGAGAGAGCCCAUCGAAGUUAUCUUGAACUUAAAAGUGUCGACAGAUACGCCAGGUCCAAUGAAAAUUACCCACAAUAGCAGUAAUCAGGAACUUCCGAAAAUAGAGCAUAAAAUAAAGUCACUGGAGGAAUUGGAACCUUCGCCUGGUGGUGACGCAGAUCAAUUGAAUUCUUCAUUGGUAAAAGUAUCAUCUUCGAGAAAUUUAUCCCAGACUGAUGAUAAAUCCAAGGACGAAAUACUUCAUGAGAUUAAUCAUGCUGGAGGUGAUGCUGCCUCCAAAAAUAACCGACGAAGAAAGAGAGGAAGUAGAACCGUUGUUGUUGAAACAACAGACACUGAUGAUAACUGAAUCGACCAGAGUUGUGCAUGAUAGCAUUUCGAGAGUUUUUUUCUUGAAGUAUUUAAUAUAAGAUUAUUGAAUUGUGAUAUACCGCUUGAGUCAUUCUCGAAUUCCUUUGAUUGAUUGAAUUUAUUGAAACGAUUGACUGUCCCAUGUCGAUUGUGUUAUCUUGGGCAUUAUGAAUUACUAAGCUGCCUGGGACGAUGAAAUUUUUCAUCAGGAGUUGAAUCUGUAUUUUUAAUAUUGAAAAAUAAAAUUAUGAAAUUGUA
Molecule: messenger RNA, 1951 nt
Organism: Diachasmimorpha longicaudata
Lineage: Eukaryota; Metazoa; Arthropoda; Insecta; Hymenoptera; Braconidae
Exons: 8
Coding region: 186-1691 (501 amino acids)
Cellular component (GO): membrane; endoplasmic reticulum
Molecular function (GO): chloride channel activity
Source: RefSeq, a predicted model, not a curated record